Molecule: messenger RNA, 281 nt
Organism: Babesia bovis T2Bo
Lineage: Eukaryota; Apicomplexa; Aconoidasida; Piroplasmida; Babesiidae
Product: putative mitochondrial import inner membrane translocase TIM9 subunit
Exons: 1
Coding region: 3-281 (92 amino acids)
Source: RefSeq, a predicted model, not a curated record
AUAUGGCUACUACACAAAGUUCUGAUCCGGACUUUAGCCAUCUUACCGCCGAACAGCGUUCCAAGGUGAUGGACCACCUUAACGAACUACAGUACCGUGAUACGCUAGAAACAUACAAUGGAAUGGUUGAAAAGUGUUUUAAUGAAUGUAUCAGUUCAUUUAGAAGCAAGGAACUCGACAAACGUGAGAACGCGUGCGUGGAAUCCUGCGUUAAGAUGUUCUUCGAAUUUUCCCAGAGAAUAGGUCAACGAUUCGCAGAGAAGCAACAGCAAAAGCCUUAA